AUGGGCUUACAAGUCGGUAUGAACCUUCAGAAGUUCCUCGACAUUCUUUUCGAAGAAGCGUGGAUUCCUCUCAAUGAUCUCGAAAAUGAUGCCGAAAUCGCAGAUCUGGGUAUCGACCGCAUCUUAGCACGCGCCUUCAGUGAUCAAAUCGCCCGGGCGACAUGCUUGUCUCUGCCAGUCGACCAAUUCCAAAGCGUCGACACCGUGCAAAACUUCAUUGACCGCCUGAAGAAAGUCGGCGCUGCACACAAAGGCGAUAAGGGUGUCAAAGCUGUUGAGGUCUCGCCCAAUUCCAACGCUCACAAGCCACAAACUGGAAAGCGGGCCUUUAGCACCGAAAGCAACGAAAAACUGGCGAGCAAACAAGUGCGUUUAAUCUUGCGACUUAAGGGUAAUCCCGUGACGACAUCGAAGAAGGUUUUCCUCAUGCCCGACGGCUCUGGCUCUGCCAUGGCCUAG
This is a messenger RNA of Lecanosticta acicola, 459 nucleotides long. Lineage: Eukaryota; Fungi; Ascomycota; Dothideomycetes; Mycosphaerellales; Mycosphaerellaceae. The record is from the annotation of a GenBank genome assembly.